Messenger RNA from Orbicella faveolata, 845 nucleotides. RefSeq lists its product as uncharacterized. The record is from RefSeq and is a predicted model, not a curated record. NCBI's taxonomy places the organism in Eukaryota, Metazoa, Cnidaria, Anthozoa, Scleractinia, Merulinidae.
ACCCGUGUUUAAUAUUAACACAAGUUCGGUCGAAGGUCAGGAUUUCUUUAGAGCCAGUGAAGUCGUGUGAUUCCCGUUAUUUCUCGAACCAUGAACGCUGAAGAUGCUCUGAAACUCAUCAAAUUCGGUUCGACAGUGGCCACUGGUGUUAUAGCAGGCGGAGCAAUUUACAUCAACCUUGCUGAACACCCCGCAAGAAUGGAACUCGACGAUGUUCAAUCUCUCCAUCGACAAUGGAGGGAAAGCUUCGAUCGUGCCAAGUACUUGAUGGCUGGGACAUCCCUGUUGCCACUGGUUGGCGGAAUAGCGGCGUUUGCUAUCAAUCAGAGUAAAGGAAAACCUUGGCUGCUUACAGCUGGGCUUAUGGCGUUCAAUGCACCCUACACGGCCAUUGCUAUGAAGCCUCGUGUUAUUGAUCCAAUCUAUGAUUACGAAGUGGCUGGCAAGAUGGAUCCAGGCGUAGUUAGAGACACGGUGGAUAACUGGAACACUUUUCACAAGGUCCGUACGGUGAUAGAUCUGAGUGCGUUUGCCUGGUGUGUGUACAACCUCAUCUACAACUGAAAGGUUUAUUAAAAUGUUUAUUGCGCUUGUUGCCGGCCGUCACUGACUGUAUUUGGGACUUUGUUUAUGGUUUGAUUCUAGCACUGGACAUACCGGCUUAUUUUCAUGGGGAAGAAUUUUUUUCAUUCGUUUUUUUUUUUAUAACCUAGAUCUGAGCUGUGUAAACUUGAAGUUGUUAAUGGUGAUUUGGUAAUAUUUGGGAUCUAUAAAUUGUACAUCAUAUUUGCUUGGGGGCUUGUACAAAACUGUAUUGUACAAUAAUAAAAGUUUCAGACACACAA